Poecilia latipinna (sailfin molly) is the source of this 1142-nucleotide messenger RNA. RefSeq lists its product as uncharacterized. Lineage: Eukaryota; Metazoa; Chordata; Actinopteri; Cyprinodontiformes; Poeciliidae. The record is from RefSeq and is a predicted model, not a curated record. The transcript is spliced from 3 exons. The coding region runs from base 349 to 1065 and encodes 238 amino acids.
UGUAGUGUCUUGCAGUAACUGGGAGUCCCCAGACUGAAUGCUCUCUGAAAAUUUACAAGUCUAACCUUAUGUUGUGGAUGAACAAUGAAAUUAAUCAUUCUUUUUAUUUUUUUUUAUUAUUAUUCUGAACUUUUACUCUUUGCUCAGCCACUACUAUAAAGUAGUUGCAGUCCUGUAAGAAGAUAUGUAUUGAAAAUAACUAAUGGAAUGCACCAGAUGAUUUCUGUUUCUCUUUUAUAGAUUUUUCCACUUCUUUUGUUUUUAAUUGGACCGUAUUUUAUUUUUGAGAACGCCUGGAACGCAGCCAUAGAGCAGCCCUCCUCCCCCCUCCUGCCCUCCGGACUCGGCAUGUCCCACUCCAGCGAUGAGCCCACAUGCCCCAAGUUCCAACCCAAUAUCUUUGACCCCUCCCGCUGCCACGAGUGCCUGCGCCAGCGGCACCUGCACGAGAGCGCAGGGGAAAGAACCGAGCUCGAGCCUCAACAGAAACCCCUGCCUGAGGAUGGGGAUGCAACUGGGAAAAGCUCUGGACUUGGAGGUGGGAUCAGGUUGAGCAGGGCAGCGCUGCUGACGCCAAUCUCUUCCCAGACAGAGGAAAGAGACACCAGCAGCAGCAGCAACAAGGAGGACUCCGACACUGUUUCAGUGGUGAGCAGCUGCUGUGAUGUCAAUGGAGGCCAGGCGCGUAAUGAGGAGACCUUUCUGUGCAUCCUGAGCUCCGACUGCAAGCUCUACAUUUGUGAGGACAACGACGCCACAGACAGCUCUUGUGACCAGAGUGAAGAGUUCACUUGCUCCGUUAGUACCGACGAGGAGUACUUGCCGAUCCGAAGUCACCCCACCAAACUCAGGAUGACCCGUCUGGACCCUCCACCUCAUCGGCCCAACCCUCGGCAGGCCUGGAUGGAGGAAACGCAAGGUGGUGGCAGCUUUAGUCGAGGCUCAGGUGCUUCCAAAACUGCUGACAUAAUUCUUUCGCAAAUCGUUUUCAUGAAAAAGAGCUGUGUGUUAUGUACAAGUCACAAGACACUUGAAUGUCGGAGAAAAGGAUCACCUGAUCUUUGAUGUAAUGUAGUUGUGGAUAUUAUGUGAAGCAGCACACUGAGUCCUUAGUACACCUAUGACUUAACUGCACUUAAUCU